This is a messenger RNA of Rhagoletis zephyria (snowberry fruit fly), 465 nucleotides long. Its product is annotated as histone H4. The record is from RefSeq and is a predicted model, not a curated record. Gene Ontology annotation, molecular function: structural constituent of chromatin; protein heterodimerization activity; DNA binding. Gene Ontology annotation, cellular component: nucleosome. NCBI's taxonomy places the organism in Eukaryota, Metazoa, Arthropoda, Insecta, Diptera, Tephritidae.
UAGUUCAGGCAUUAAUUGUGUUACCGAUUUCGGUGAAGUGCAGUGUUUGUGUUCUCUACUAGUGAAUAAAUAUACAUAUACAUAUAAAAAAAAAUGACUGGUCGCGGCAAAGGUGGUAAAGGUUUGGGAAAAGGUGGUGCCAAGCGUCAUCGUAAAGUUUUGCGUGAUAACAUCCAGGGUAUUACCAAGCCAGCUAUUAGACGUUUGGCUCGUCGUGGCGGUGUGAAACGUAUAUCUGGUUUGAUAUAUGAAGAAACACGUGGAGUUUUGAAGGUAUUUUUGGAAAAUGUUAUCCGUGAUGCAGUCACUUAUACCGAACAUGCCAAAAGAAAGACAGUUACAGCAAUGGAUGUUGUAUAUGCUCUGAAGAGACAAGGCCGCACUCUGUAUGGUUUCGGCGGUUAAAUAAAUUUUGCGGACAAUACAGAGAUAAUAAAACAAAAAACGGUCCUUUUCAGGACCACA